This is a messenger RNA of Ilex paraguariensis (yerba mate), 426 nucleotides long. The record is from the annotation of a GenBank genome assembly. NCBI's taxonomy places the organism in Eukaryota, Viridiplantae, Streptophyta, Magnoliopsida, Aquifoliales, Aquifoliaceae.
AUGAAAGGAGGUAAAUCGAAGGCCGAAGUGAAGGACAGCAAGCUUGCUGUUAAGAAAGGAAAAACAAAGAAGCAAGCGAAGGACCCUAACAAGCCUAAGAGGCCUCCCAGUGCUUUCUUCGUUUUCAUGGAAGAGUUCAGGAAACAGUUCAAAGAGAAACAUCCCAACAACAAAUCAGUUGCUGCUGUUGGCAAAGCUGCUGGAGGUAAAUGGAAGUCUUUGUCAGAUGCUGAGAAAGCUCCCUAUGAAGCUAAAGCAGAGAAGCGAAAGAAGGAAUAUGAAAAAAGCAUGCAAGCCUACAACAAGAAAUUGGCUGAAGGUAGAAAUAUAGCUGAUGAUGAUGAUGAGUCUGACAAAUCAAAGUCUGAGGUCAAUGAUGACGAAGAAAAGGAGGGCAGUGCGGAGGAGGACGAAGCAGAUGAGUAA